AUGGUAGCGGCCAACAAAAUUGUCGUAUGUGAUAACGGCACAGGGUUUGUCAAAGCAGGAUUCGCUGCAGAGAACUUCCCUAAAGCGAUCUUCCCGUCUCUUGUAGGACGUCCCGUUUUACGGGCUGAAGAAGCCGUGCAAUCGGAUAUUCUACUGAAAGAUAUUAUGUUUGGAGAUGAAGCUGCAGCUGUUCGAUCGAAUCUUGAGAUUUCGUAUCCCGUUGAAAAUGGAAUUGUCAAGAAUUGGGACGAUAUGGAAAAGCUCUGGGAUUAUACGUUCAAGGAACGUCUGGCUAUUGAUACGAAGGAUGGUCACCGAAUUCUACUCACGGAACCGCCUCUCAAUCCAAAACGCAAUCGUGAAAAACUUGUGGAAAUGAUGUUUGAAAAAUACGGCUUUGAAGGCUGCAAUAUCACCACUCAAGCUAUGCUGACGCUAUAUGCACAGGGCAUUACGACCGGUGUUGUCGUUGACACGGGUGACGGUGUCACGCAUGUCGUACCGGUCUAUCAAGGCUACGUGCCGCAACACCUCAUUUGUCGUCUGGAUGUCGCUGGUCGCCACAUUACCAACUAUCUCAUUAAGCUCAUGCUGCUGCGUGGCUACCCUCUUAACCGUACUGCGGACUUUGAAACAGCUCGUCAGAUUAAGGAAAAGUGGUGCUAUGUGGCUUACGACACGGCUGCGGAACGCAAGUUGGCCUUGGAAACUACGAUCCUUGAGGAGUCGUACGAAUUACCUGAUGGUCGUGUCGUCCGUCUUGGUCGUGAACGAUUUGAGGCACCGGAGGCCCUGUUUGAACCCAACUUAAUUGACGUCGAGGGUGCUGGUCUGAGUGACAUGGUGUUCGAUAUGUGCAUGAAAGCUGACAUCGAUCUACGCACGGAAUUUUUCAAGAACAUUGUACUGUCUGGUGGGUCUAGUAUGUACCCGGGCUUGCCAAGCCGUUUGGAGAAGGAUAUCAAACAGCGGUACCUGACCGAUGUGCUAAAGGGAGACAAAAGCCGUCUGAGUAAAUUUCGUCUGCGCAUUAACGACCCGCCCCGCCGCAAACACUUGGUCUUUCUUGGUGGUAGUGUGCUGGCUGAUGUCAUGAAGGACAACGACGCUUUUUGGCUGCUAAAGAGCGAGUACGAGGAGCAGGGCCUGCGUAUUCUGGACAAGCUGCAGUAA
Peronospora farinosa is the source of this 1173-nucleotide messenger RNA. Lineage: Eukaryota; Oomycota; Peronosporomycetes; Peronosporales; Peronosporaceae. The record is from the annotation of a GenBank genome assembly.